GCCUUGCAACGACACCAUCGCCAAAAGGGAAUGCUUCAGCGCGCAAUCGUCGUGGGCGGGGGCAUCGGGGGCCUCACCGUGGCGCGGGCCUUGCGCCAGCGAGGAAUCCAAGUUACGUUGCUGGAAAAGGCCCCGGCGUUUCUUCCAACGACAGGCGCAGCCUUUGGGUUGUCGUCGAAUGGUCAAAUCUGCCUUGAAUCCCUCGGGCUCGGCGACGCCCUUCGGCCGAUUCUACACCCCUUCCGCAAGUACCACGUGACCGUGCCUAACGACACGCUCUUCGAAGACAAUUACUUUGAGCGCCUCUUGGACGAAACAGGUUUUAGCAUCUCGGGGACUCUGCGCGCCGACUUGGUCCGCGUGCUGGCCGACUCGCUCGGGGAUGGCGUGAUUCAGUACAACAGCAAGGUUGUGUCGAUCCACCAAACGCCAUCCGACGUUCGUGUCACGUUGGCUGAUGGGGCGACAUUGGAUGCAGACAUCCUCGUCGGCGCAGACGGCAUCAACUCGACCGUGGCCACUGCUGUUGAUACAACACGUGAUACCCCAGUCUAUUGCGGCCACAAUGUCUUUUAUGGUGUUCUCGACCAUGUUCCGGCCAACGCGGCAGCCGGCACGCUCCUGCAGCACUACGACGUCGGGGAAUACAUUCAAUACCCUGCCGGCGAAUCGAGUUUCAUCUGGGCGCAAGCGUACAAAGCAGACGCUCCGCCCAUGCGCUCGAAAGAAUGGACUGGUACGUGCGAGGGAGCGAUCCAAGCAUUUGCAUCCAAGCUGCGCUCCGACCACCCCUUGCACACCACCCUCGCGACGACCCCCGCCAACCGCAUCCUGCAUUUCGGACUCUACUUUCGCAAACCCAAGUCCAAGUGGCACAACAACCGGGUCGUCUUGCUCGGGGAUGCGUGCCAUGCGACCCUGCCGUAUGCUGGCCAAGGCGCGAACCUGGCGAUCGAGGACGGUGUCGUGCUGGCCCGACUGCUGGAUGAGCACCGCAACGACCACCCGAGUGUGGCAUUUCAAGCAUUCUACAAAGCGCGGUUCACCCGCACGAAGCGCAUUGUCGACAUGGCGUGGUACAUGGGCAAGUUGGCGCACAUGGAUGGCCCGAUCUCGAAGCACGUUCGGCACGCUGUGCUGAAAGCAAUAUUUGCCACUGGACUCGCACUCAAGGGCGCGAUCGCCGAGAUCACAGACAACUGCCCCGUCCCUCUGCCCAAGAAAACGAACAAGACUGCCAGUUGAGCGCCGCUGUCUCAUGCGACAAUAACGGGAAUGUUAGCUGCAUUCGAGUCACGACCAACCAACCCCCAUUCCAAGGAUGUAUGUGGCGACCUCACAUUGUCGCCGUAACGUGGUAAAAUUGCUUGAGCAACGACUAACUCGAAACAGAACAACAACCGACAGCGUGAGCCGUUGUCGCACAAACAGAAUCGCCUUGUCC
Molecule: messenger RNA, 1444 nt
Organism: Aphanomyces invadans
Lineage: Eukaryota; Oomycota; Saprolegniomycetes; Saprolegniales; Verrucalvaceae
Exons: 1
Coding region: 31-1245 (404 amino acids)
Molecular function (GO): FAD binding; monooxygenase activity
Source: RefSeq, a predicted model, not a curated record